CAGAGGAGCAACCUCUGGCAGUGUAAUCAGCAGGCUGCUACAGCUGCAUUAUAGCAGGAUCAGAUUGCAUUUUUCCCAUUGUAUCUCCCCCACUCCCAAGUCCUAUCUUCAACAAGAAUUGAUAGCGGAGAAGCAAGCUCAACACGCUUCAAGAAUUCGCCAAUUCUCUUUCAAGAACUGCUUACAGGAAUUUGGUUGAAAGAUGAAAGAAAUGAAGAGAGACUGUUCCUUAGUUACUACCUUACUCCUGUUGUUGGGCUGUGUCCCAUGGCAUGUGACUGCAGACUCAAAAAAUGGAGAAGAAGACCAGGACAUUCCAGGUGCUGCUUUACCACCACUGAAGCUAGGAAAUUCAAUCUGUGCUUUUAAGGCAGAUGGCGGUGCGUGUAAAGCAAUAUAUACAAGGUAUUACUUCAACAUUCAAACCCGCCAAUGUGAGAUGUUUGAAUACGGUGGAUGCCAUGGCAAUGACAACAACUUCAUAACACUAGAAGAAUGCCAGGAGAUGUGCGUGGUAUCAGAAUUCCCGGUGAAGAAAACCCGUAGAAGAUUUGGAAAAGCAGAAAAGCCCGACUUCUGUUUUAUGGAGCAAGACCCAGGAAUCUGUCGAGGCUAUUUUUCAAGAUAUUUCUAUAACAAGGAGUCACAGCAAUGUGAAAAGUUCAUGUAUGGUGGAUGCCUGGGAAAUCAGAACAACUUUAAGGCCAUGGAAGAAUGCCAGAUUGCCUGCCAGGACAAUUCAAAUUCACUGCAAUUAGACCACUAUGAAGAACACCCCAUCAUGAUGAACAAUAGCUCUCCCGUUGCAAAGCCCAGUGAGUUUUCAAGGCUUUUUGAACCACCUCCUCUCCCUUCUCUCUGCAUGACUCCUGCGGAUCGAGGCCUUUGCAAAGCCAAUGAGAAAAGAUUCUUCUAUGAUCACUCAACUAGAAGAUGCCAUCCAUUUAGCUACAGUGGGUGCGGUGGGAAUGAAAAUAAUUUCAACUCCAAAAACUCAUGUUUGAGGACCUGUAAGAAAGAUUUCAGUAAAAAACAAGGACGAAGAGGUUUAUUGAAAAUCAAGCGAAAAAGAAAGAAACAGCCAGUGAAGCUGACGGAAGAUGAAAUCAUCAUUGAAAGGAUAUAA
Messenger RNA from Emys orbicularis (European pond turtle), 1126 nucleotides. RefSeq names its product tissue factor pathway inhibitor (gene TFPI). Bases 203 to 1126 code for a protein of 307 amino acids. The record is from RefSeq and is a predicted model, not a curated record. Gene Ontology annotation, biological process: negative regulation of peptidase activity. Lineage: Eukaryota; Metazoa; Chordata; Testudines; Emydidae. The transcript is spliced from 8 exons. Gene Ontology annotation, cellular component: extracellular region. Gene Ontology annotation, molecular function: serine-type endopeptidase inhibitor activity.